Messenger RNA from Bubalus bubalis (water buffalo), 1438 nucleotides. Its product is annotated as carbonyl reductase [NADPH] 1. NCBI's taxonomy places the organism in Eukaryota, Metazoa, Chordata, Mammalia, Artiodactyla, Bovidae. The transcript is spliced from 3 exons. The record is from RefSeq and is a predicted model, not a curated record. Gene Ontology annotation, molecular function: carbonyl reductase (NADPH) activity.
AUUCAAACUCAUGCCCAUUGAGUUGGUGAUGCUUCCAACCAUGAGGAUGGGGCUGUUUAAACGUAGAGAACACGACCAAUCAGAAUGAUGCUCUGCUUCCAGGCUGCAAAUCGCCAGCAGCACUUUUCAGCAGGACUGUUCUGAAAACUCGGCAGGUAGCCCCGCUCUAAGUGCCCUGAACCGCCGGGGGUCAGAGGGAGCCCAGCCCCGAGGGGCGGAGCCUGCAUCUGCGCCUGUGCCUCAGCCCUGGCGCCCCGGGGUGAUUCCUGCGGGUCAUCGCUCCGCGCACUGCAUCUAGCUCAGAGGCCAAGAGCCGCGGUUCCCUUCUGAAGGCACCCCGACGCCCUGCACACCGGCCAUGUCGUCCUCCACCCGCGUAGCGCUGGUCACCGGGGCCAACAAGGGCAUCGGCUUCGCCAUCGUGCGUGCCCUGUGCCGGCAGUUCCAGGGAGACGUGGUGCUCACGGCGCGGGACGAGGCGCGGGGUCGGGCGGCCGUGCAGCAGCUUCAGGCCGAGGGCCUGAGCCCCCUUUUCCACCAGCUGGACAUCGACGACCGGCAGAGCAUCCGCGCCCUGCGUGACUUCCUGCGCAAGGAGUACGGGGGCCUCGAUGUGCUGGUCAACAACGCGGGCAUCGCCUUCAAGAGUAAGAACUGCUGACACACACCAUUUCACAUUCAAGCAGAGGUGACUCUGAAAACAAACUUCUUCGGCACCAGAGAUGUGUGCACAGAGCUCCUGCCUCUAAUAAAGCCCCAAGGCAGAGUGGUGAAUGUAUCCAGCUUUGUCAGUGUCAACUCUCUAAAGAAAUGCAGCCCUGAACUGCAGCAGAAGUUUCGAAGUGAGACCAUCACGGAGGAGGAGCUGGUGGGGCUCAUGAACAAGUUUGUGGAAGACACAAAGAACGGGGUGCACAGGAAGGAGGGCUGGCCCGAUACCGCAUAUGGAGUGUCGAAAAUCGGAGUCACAGUCCUGUCCAGAAUCCACGCCAGGAAACUGAGUGAGCAGAGAGGAGGGGACAAGAUCCUCCUGAAUGCCUGCUGCCCAGGGUGGGUGAGAACCGACAUGGCAGGACCCAAAGCCCCCAAAAGCCCAGAAGAAGGAGCAGAGACCCCCGUGUACUUGGCCCUUCUGCCCUCGGAUGCCGAGGGGCCUCACGGAGAGUUCAUUUCUGAGAAAAAAGUUCUGCAAUGGUGAGCUCAUUCACGGCUACACCAUGGAUCCAUUUAUAUUGCUGUCCCCGAUUCACCAAACAGACACUGACAAAAUUAUCGCUGUGCAGAAAAAAGAAAGAGGAAUCAAAAUAUCCAGAUCAAGGUCUCACUAGGAGAGGGCUGCUAAUCUUGUAAAGAGUUUUCUGACUUCUUCUGUGAUCCCAGGGGAGGAAAAGUGGAAUGGAUGACAAAUAAUAAAAAUAAAUAAUUCUUUAUAAAUGUC